Messenger RNA from Saxophila tyrrhenica, 978 nucleotides. RefSeq lists its product as uncharacterized. NCBI's taxonomy places the organism in Eukaryota, Fungi, Ascomycota, Dothideomycetes, Mycosphaerellales, Extremaceae. Gene Ontology annotation, molecular function: actin filament binding. Bases 1 to 978 code for a protein of 325 amino acids. The transcript is spliced from 4 exons. The record is from RefSeq and is a predicted model, not a curated record. Gene Ontology annotation, cellular component: cytoskeleton.
AUGGCACCUUCGGCAAUCGAAACUGUGACCCGACCGACCGAUCAACUGACCGGCGAGGAGCGUUACAAGCAACUCAAGAACUCCACUGGCGAGAAAGCGCUCGAUCGAUUCACAUACGGAGCGCAUCCCAUCAGCGGCGCUCAGACGGACACCGUCAAGCAAGUACGGAUUCCAAAGUUCAACGACCCUCUGGACGAGCGAGCGUUCAGGAAGCUUCAUGCUGCGGCCUGCAUUCGAUGGUUGGGAGCGAAUGGCUACAACAACGAGGGAGCUGGUGGCCAUGUGACUGUCAGGGAUCCCAUCAAGCCUGAUCAUUUCUGGAUCAAUCCAUUCUGCAAGUCGUUCCGCUACAUGAAGCCGGACGAUCUUUGUUUGGUCAAUGAGGAGGGUAUUGUGCAGCCGGAGGGGAACAUGCAUGCAAUUAACCCAGCGGGCUUCUCGAUCCAUCUCGCAGUCCACCAGGCUCGGCCAGAUGUAGUUUCGGCAGUGCACUGCCAUUCCAUCCCGACCAAGGCGUUUUCGGCACUGGGGUGCAAGCUUGAACCGAUCAACCAGGAUGCUUGUCGAUUCUAUGAAGACCAUGCCAUCUAUGACAACUUCGGCGGUAUCGUUCUUGCUCAUGAGGAAGGCCGCCGGCUCGCCAAAGCUCUUGGAAACAAGAAGGCUGUUAUCUUGCAGAACCACGGUAUCCUGACCGUCUCGAAGACCGUUGAUGGCGCCACUUACCUGUUUGGCGCCAUGGAUCGAUGCAUCGAAGCUCAGCUUCAGGCAGAUGCUGCAGCUGCCGGAAGGGGCACAGAGACCAUCAAGAUUGGUCAUGAGGAGGCGGUAUACACUCGACGAGUGUACACCGAUGAGAUGGAGUACAACAUGUUCCAGUCAUGCUUCGAAGAUAUGGUGCGAGGCUCCAAUGGCGAGCUCUCGAUGCUGUCAGGAGGUGAGCAGAAUGGCUACGACAGGUUCCCUCGUGACUGGUAG